GCGAUGGCAUCUCCGCAACGGGCACGAGAGACCACGGGUGACGACGCGAGCCCGACCCCAACCAACGCGCCAGAACCCACCAACGAAUGCAACAGAGGCGACGCUGCACAGAUACCCGACGCGAGCGAACCGGACCUGAAGAAACGAAAAGUGGCCGAGGCAACAAUGUCGGUCGACUCACCAUCGCGCAAGGUCAACGAACACCUGGUUUGGGACACCAACCGCUGCGGCGACCUCAUCCUCCUCUCCAACAAGAAACAGACGAUGGAAACAUGUAUCCUCGAUUCGGAUCAAUGGAAUUGCGUGCUCGCAUCCCAACCAGCGUCGCGAUUUCGCGUGCGUUUGGACAAAUUGGGACGCGGCGGCGAACUGUGGAUAGGCUACUGCAAGAAGGAUCGCUUUGUCCCAAAUGGCAGCACGCGCGGCCGGUUCUGUCAGAUCCUUCGUGCUGACGACGGCGUCACGGGCGAUGAUACAAGCCAUCCUUUUUGCGAUGGCGACGAGUUGACCAUUACACACCACCGCGCCAACCACACGAUUGUGUUCCAAAAGAACGGUCAAGACAUUGGUAUCGAGUACGAGCAUGUGACGGACGAAGCGCGGUACCCGGCCAUCGUGACCAACAGCGAUCAAGUGUUCAUGACAUUGCUUUAGCAUAAAUCCAACCUUGCCACGAUCGAGUGUACCCUGUUUGCGGUUGAAUCGGCGACAAUGGGCACGGUUUUCCACA
This is a messenger RNA of Aphanomyces invadans, 730 nucleotides long. RefSeq lists its product as hypothetical. The transcript has a single exon. The coding region runs from base 4 to 654 and encodes 216 amino acids. Lineage: Eukaryota; Oomycota; Saprolegniomycetes; Saprolegniales; Verrucalvaceae. The record is from RefSeq and is a predicted model, not a curated record.